This is a messenger RNA of Aphidius gifuensis, 530 nucleotides long. RefSeq names its product probable small nuclear ribonucleoprotein Sm D1 (gene SmD1). Gene Ontology annotation, molecular function: RNA binding. Bases 52 to 423 code for a protein of 123 amino acids. The record is from RefSeq and is a predicted model, not a curated record. Gene Ontology annotation, biological process: RNA processing; spliceosomal snRNP assembly. The transcript has 3 exons. Lineage: Eukaryota; Metazoa; Arthropoda; Insecta; Hymenoptera; Braconidae. Gene Ontology annotation, cellular component: catalytic step 2 spliceosome; pICln-Sm protein complex; SMN-Sm protein complex.
UAUAAAAUAAAAAUUAAUAAAUUAUUGUUAUAAUAACAAAACAAAACAAUCAUGAAGCUCGUAAGAUUUUUGAUGAAAUUGAGUCAUGAAACAGUGACAAUUGAAUUAAAAAAUGGUACCCAAGUUCAUGGAACAAUUACUGGUGUUGAUGUGGCAAUGAAUACUCAUCUUAAAACAGUCAAAAUGACAAUUAAAAAUCGUGAUCCAGUUCAAUUGGAUACUUUGAGUUUACGUGGAAAUAAUAUUAGAUAUUAUAUAUUGCCAGAUUCAUUACCACUUGAGACACUUCUCAUUGAUGACACACCAAAAGCUAAAGCUAAGAAAAAGGAAGCUGCAAGAGGUGCUGCACGAGGACGUGGUCGUGGUGGACGUGGUGCACGAGGUGGUAGAGGUGGUAGAGGAAGAGGACGAGGACGACGAUAGUCAAUACAAAAAAUCUUUUUAUAAAAUUUAAAAACAAAAAAUACAAACACUCUUCUUUUUCCACCAACAACAACAAAAACAAAAACAAGUUUACGUUAAAAAUUCAA